Molecule: messenger RNA, 415 nt
Organism: Staurois parvus
Lineage: Eukaryota; Metazoa; Chordata; Amphibia; Anura; Ranidae
Source: the annotation of a GenBank genome assembly
ACACAGGGGCCCCAUGAUCCCCUAUUGCCCAGGGGCCCCCAUUCUGUAUCUGCCAUCCUUCUCUGCCAAUACCUCCAUUGGCCUCCAUUCAGUGUCCUCCACCCCUCUCUGCCAAUUCCUUCACUGGCCUCCAUUCAGUGUCCUCCACCCCUGUCUGCCAAUCCCUCCACUGCUCUCCACUCAGUGUCCUCCACCCCUCUCUGCCAAUCCCUCCACUGGCCUCAAUUCAGUGUCCUCCACCCCUCUCUGCCAAUCCCUCCACUGGCCUCCAUUCAGUGUCCUCCACCCCUUUCUGCCAAUCCCUCCACUGGCCUCCAUUCAGUGUCCUCCACCCCUCUCUGCCAAUCCCUCCACUGGCCUCCAUUCAGUGUCCUCCACCCCUCUCUGCCAAUCCCUCCAAUGGCUUCCAGUGUCC